Messenger RNA from Dendronephthya gigantea, 457 nucleotides. Its product is annotated as calcium/calmodulin-dependent protein kinase type II delta chain-like. NCBI's taxonomy places the organism in Eukaryota, Metazoa, Cnidaria, Anthozoa, Malacalcyonacea, Nephtheidae. Gene Ontology annotation, cellular component: neuron projection; cytoplasm. The record is from RefSeq and is a predicted model, not a curated record. Bases 63 to 434 code for a protein of 123 amino acids. The transcript is spliced from 3 exons. Gene Ontology annotation, molecular function: calcium/calmodulin-dependent protein kinase activity; calmodulin binding.
UAUAUGUUUGGUAUGCCAUAUACUUCAGUUUACUCAAAUUCACGUAGUGAACACGAUUUGUAAUGAAGCUGGAGCAGGCAAAUAACCCAUUGGAGAAACAAGUCAAAGAAGGGUCGUAUAAAUUUCCGAACAACCUCUGGAAGAAUGUUAGCAGUGAAGCUAAGGAUCUUAUAACAAAACUGCUUACUGUUGGUCACAGAAAAUGCAUCACGGUUUCAGAAGCUCUGGAACAUCCUUGGAUGAAGGAUAAAGAAAUGAUAGAAAAAGCAGAAAAAAUGAUAAACCGACCGUGGAUGGAAGAUCAAUGUCUCCGCCCUUAUAAAAGGUAUGUUGAAAACUACGAUACUUGUCCCGUUCUUCCGUCCAAUGACCCUUAUUUUCAACUCGCAAUUGCAAUGAAACAUUACAUGUUUGCAAGUUACAUCGAAAUUUAACUAGCUUUCCGAAACAAUCUCAA